AUGAAGACCGGUGUUCCCACUGUCCUCCGUCAUACACUCUCAAUCGCCCCAGACAGAACUUCACCAGCGGCUCUGCACUCCCUGUCCGACAGCCUUCCCCAUUCUGCUGCCCCCUCCGAGGUUGAUGCCAACGACUGUGGAGUGCGAUCAUCGAUGCUGCGGUCCCUGCUGGCCUCUGCCUGCAGUGCUGCUGUGCAUAAGCUGUCACAGAGGCUGCUCUCUGCCAUCGAUGUCAGGGCUGCGCUGCAGAAUGACAAGCUGGGAAUGUUCCAAAGCCGGGAAAGGUUUCCUGACGUGGUGACCUGCAGAGAAGGUGUCAAGGCCGCUGAGGCAGGACUGCAGGACUUGCUUCCCAGGCUAUCUCGUCAGAUCGGUGUCCCAUGCCUCCAGUAUGUGUCCAUUCAGAACCAAGGUGACUUCUUGGUCGAGCUGCCUUCAGAUUUUCGGGGCAGUUUGCCAAAUUGGGAAAAGGUCUGCAGUACCAAGAAGGUGAACAGGUAUCACCCUCCAGAGGUGAAGCUGGGCAUAAGUCGGCUUGAGCAGGCAAGGGAUCGCCUGGAGAAGGCAGGUUCGGUGGCAUGGGCGGGCUUCAUCUCAGAAUUCUCUGCUGACUACUGCUCAUGCAGGGCAGCUGUGCAAGCACUCGCUGCCCUGGAUGUCUUGCAGGGGUUUGCCGUGCUUGCACAGUCCUCAAACUACUGCCGGCCACAGUUCGUUGGCCCUGCAGACGUCCCCAUGCUGUCCAUACGGAACGGCCGGCACCCAGUUCUGGAUGGGCUGCUGGGCGAUGGUGCGGUGCCAAAUGAUGUGCUUUUAGGGGGCCAGGGACCAUGCUCCGCAAUCGUGACUGGUCCCAACAUGGGCGGCAAGAGUUGCUACAUCAAGCAGGCUGCGCUGACAGUCGUCAUGGCCCAGAAACCAGCCAGGCUUCGCAUCAGGCCAGGCUUCGCCAGGCAUGGCACGCGGGGCUUCCCACCUGGCAAGCUCCCUUCGGCGCAAACGCAGCAAGUACAGCGAAAAUGCUGUGCAUGUUAG
Messenger RNA from Ostreobium quekettii, 1035 nucleotides. The record is from the annotation of a GenBank genome assembly. Lineage: Eukaryota; Viridiplantae; Chlorophyta; Ulvophyceae; Bryopsidales; Ostreobiaceae.